AUAUGCAGAAGCAACAAGUACACUUGUUUUCUAUAUAUUCUUGUGUGAUCAUGAAUUCCUCCAUUUAUAUUCUUGUCUUUGUCCAGCUUUGGUUGUUGAGCUUACCAUGCAGAGAGAGUGUGUGCAUCCCAAGUGAGCGUGAGACACUUUUGAAGUUUAAGAAUAAUCUCAAUGAUCCUUCCAAUAGGCUUUGGUCUUGGAAUCUUAAUAAUACCAACUGUUGCCACUGGUAUGGAGUCCUCUGCCACAACCUUACUUCCCAUCUUCUCCAGCUUCACCUCCACACUUCUGAUUCUGCUUUCUAUCAUGAUGCCUACCAUUAUCGAUUCUACCAUAGAUUCGAUGAGGAAGCUUAUAGGAGAUGGAGCUUUGGUGGAGAGAUAAGUCCUUGUUUGGCUGAUUUAAAGCAUUUGAAUUACUUGGACUUGAGCGGCAAUUAUUUCCUUGGAGCAGGUAUGUCAAUUCCUUCUUUCCUUGGGACAAUGACCUCCUUGACUCACCUUAACCUCUCUGCUACUGGAUUCUAUGGGAAGAUUCCUCCUCAGAUUGGGAAUCUCUCAAAUUUGGUGUAUCUUGACCUGAGAUAUGUUGCCAACGGAACAGUACCCUCUCAGAUCGGGAAUCUCUCUAAGCUUCGAUAUCUUGACUUGAGCUACAAUGAUUUUGAAGGUAUGGCAAUUCCUUCUUUCCUUUGUGCAAUGACCUCCUUGACUCACCUCGACCUCUCUCAUACUGGAUUCAUGGGGAAGAUUCCAUCUCAGAUUGGGAAUCUCUCCAAUUUGCUCUACCUUGACCUUGGAUUUAAUAAUCUGUUAGCUGAAAAUGUAGAAUGGGUAUCAAGUAUGUGGAAGCUUGAAUAUCUUGAUUUGAGUUAUGCAAACCUAUCCAAAGCAUUUCAUUGGCUACACACUCUCCAAUCUCUUCCUUCUUUGACCCUCCUAUGUUUGUCAGACUGCACACUCCCUCACUAUAAUGAACCAUCCUUGCUCAACUUCUCAUCUCUGCAAACUCUCAUUCUUUACAAUACUAGUUAUUCCCCUGCCAUUUCUUUUGUCCCCAAGUGGAUAUUCAAAUUGAAGAAACUUGUUUCUCUUCAAUUACAUGGUAAUGAAAUCCAAGGUCCGAUUCCUUGUGGUAUUCGAAACCUCACACUUAUUCAAAAUCUUGACUUGUCUGGAAAUUCAUUCUCAUCUUCUAUACCUGAUUGCUUAUACGGUCUUCAUCGUCUCAAGUCUUUGGACCUAAGUUCCUGCGACUUGCAUGGGACUAUUUCUGAUGCCUUGGGAAAUUUGACUUCUCUUGUUGAACUUGAUUUAUCACAUAAUCAACUUGAAGGAAACAUUCCAACUUCUUUGGGAAAUUUGACUUCUCUUGUUGAACUUGAUUUAUCACGUAAUCAACUUGAAGGAAACAUUCCAACUUCUUUGGGAAAUUUGACUUCUCUUGUUGAACUUGAUUUAUCAGGUAAUCAACUUGAAGGAACCAUUCCAACUUCUUUGGGAAAUUUGACUUCUCUUGUUGAACUUGAUUUAUCAGGUAAUCAACUUGAAGGAACCAUUCCAACUUCUUUGGGAAAUUUGACUUCUCUUGUUGAACUUGAUUUAUCAGGUACUCAACUUGAAGGAAACAUUCCAACUUCUUUGGGUAAUUUGACUUCUCUUGUUGUACUUAAUUUGUCAUAUAGUCAACUUGAAGGAAACAUUCCAACUUCUUUGGGUAAUCUCUGCAACUUAAGGGUGAUAGGUUUAUCAUAUCUCAAACUCAACCAACAGGUUAAUGAACUUUUAGAAAUUCUUGCUCCUUGUAUUUCCCAUGGACUCACAAGACUUGCAGUUCAGAGUUCACGACUUUCAGGCAAUCUGACAGAUCAUAUUGGGGCAUUUAAAAAUAUUGUGCAGCUAGAUUUUUCCAACAACUUAAUUGGUGGUGCUCUUCCUAGAUCAUUUGGAAAACUUUCAUCAUUAAGAUAUCUCGAUCUCUCUAUGAAUAAAUUCAGUGGAAAUCCAUUUGAAAGUCUUCGAUCACUCUCUAAAUUGUUAUCUCUUCAUAUUGACGGCAAUCUUUUUCACGGAGUUGUCAAGGAAGAUGAUCUUGCAAAUCUUACAAGCUUGACGGAGUUUGUCGCAUCGGGGAACAAUUUAACUUUAAAAGUGGGUCCCAAUUGGAUUCCUAAUUUUCAACUUACCUAUUUGGAAGUGACAUCAUGGCAGUUAGGUCCCAGCUUUCCAUUGUGGAUUAAGUCAAAAAACCAACUUCAAUAUGUUGGACUAUCUAACACGGGGAUUUUCGGUUCUAUUCCCACACAGAUGUGGGAAGCACUUUCUCAGGUUUGGUAUUUAAACCUCUCUCGUAAUCAUAUCCAUGGUGAGAUUGGGACUACAUUAAAGAAUCCAAUAUCUAUCCCAACUAUUGAUCUAAGCUCAAAUCACUUGUGUGGUAAAUUACCCUAUCUUUCAAGUGAUGUGAUUCAGUUAGAUCUUUCAAGCAAUUCAUUCUCUGAAUCCAUGAAUGACUUUUUAUGUAACGAUCAGGAACAGCCAACGCAUUUAGAAUUUCUGAAUCUUGCAUCAAAUAAUUUGUCAGGAGAGAUACCUGAUUGCUGGAUGAAUUGGACAUCUCUUGUGGAUGUAAAUUUACAAAGCAACCAUUUUGUUGGGAACUUACCCCAAUCCAUGGGUUCCUUGGCAGACCUGCAGUCUUUACAAAUUCGUAACAACACACUCUCAGGAAUAUUUCCAUCCAGUUUGAAGAAGAAUAACCAAUUGAUAUCCUUGGACCUUGGGGAAAAUAAUCUUUCAGGAACUAUUCCAACAUGGGUUGGAGAAAACCUCUUAAAUGUGAAAAUCCUUCGCCUUCGAUCAAACAGUUUUGCCGGCCACAUUCCAAAUGAAAUAUGUCAGAUGAGUCUUCUUCAGGUUUUAGACCUUGCACAAAACAAUCUGUCUGGCAAUAUACCGAGCUGUUUCAGUAACUUGAGUGCCAUGACACUAAAGAACCAAAUUACAGAUCCUCGUAUCUAUUCUGAAGCACAAUAUGGUACGUCUUACUCUUCGAUGGAAAGUAUAGUUAGUGUGCUACUAUGGCUGAAAGGAAGAGGAGACGAGUACAGAAACAUUCUGGGUUUGGUAACAAGCAUUGAUCUGUCAAGUAACAAGUUAUUAGGGGAAAUACCAAGAGAAAUCACAUAUCUAAAUGGAUUGAAUUUUUUAAACAUGUCCCACAACCAAUUGAUUGGUCAUAUUCCACAAGGUAUAGGUAAUAUGAGAUCAUUACAGUCCAUUGAUUUUUCGAGGAAUCAACUUUUUGGUGAAAUCCCUCCAAGCAUUGCAAAUUUGAGCUUUCUGAGCAUGCUAGACUUGUCAUACAAUCAUUUGAAGGGAAAUAUUCCAACAGGAACUCAAUUGCAAACCUUUGAUGCCUCCAGCUUCAUCGGCAACAAUCUAUGUGGUCCACCACUGCCCAUAAACUGCAGCUCCAAUGGGAAAACCCAUAGUUAUGAAGGAAGUGAUGGGCAUGGAGUGAAUUGGUUUUUUGUCAGUAUGACAAUUGGAUUUAUUGUGGGAUUCUGGAUAGUGAUUGCUCCUUUGCUGAUUUGUAGAUCAUGGCGGUAUGCCUAUUUUCAUUUCCUUGAUCAUGUGUGGUUCAAACUUCAAUCUUUUCGCUCAGGUAGUAUCACUGUUUAGUGUUGCUUAGAAUACUCCGAAGUUUUAUCAUUGUAUUGGCAGCUUGAUCAAUUUGUAGUCAUUGCUAUCUUCUUUUUUUUUUUCAAAUUUGAGAGACUUAUUUAAACUCUGUUUUUGGAUGUAAAGAGGGAGAGUAGCUGAACGUAAAGAGGGGAAGGAUAGGAGGUGUGGGGAAAUGGAACUAAGGAUAACCAAGUAAUUUCAAAUGCUUUGGUAGUCUCAA
Molecule: messenger RNA, 3906 nt
Organism: Glycine soja
Lineage: Eukaryota; Viridiplantae; Streptophyta; Magnoliopsida; Fabales; Fabaceae
Product: receptor-like protein EIX2
Exons: 2
Coding region: 3-3683 (1226 amino acids)
Molecular function (GO): protein binding
Source: RefSeq, a predicted model, not a curated record